GACCCCGAGGCCUCGGCCCAAUCACUCUUCCUCGGGAUCGUUUUGCUAUUCAACAACAGUCCAGUACUGCAGUUACCGGUGUUUGAGGCGAGAGAGAGUCGCGAGCAGAAGCCAGCUGUCAAACCGCGGAUUAUUUUAGGGAUUAAAUCAGCGUAAACCGGAGCCACUCAUCCACCCGAGCGGCGCGAAGCGGGCUUUUCUGAAAUGGAGGCCAGGAGGGAAGAGAGUCCCGGCGGCAGGCCCCAGGAUACCCGACCAUAAGGGUUAAAGCUAGCACUGUUAGCCGAGACCACCUGGAGACACUUCCACUGUUUUUAUACGGAUCUAAUCUACGUCGCUUUACGCCCUGGCCUGUUUAUAACUUCGUGUUUAAUUCCUUAACGUACUUUUGUGUUCGCCGGAUCAACCGUCUGGCUUCGUUCAAACUUUGUCAAAGUUCUUCAUUUUCCGUUUUUGCGUCGUUAACGCACCAGCAACAGACCUCGGAGAGUCUUUAAAAGCUGUGUUUAACUUCCUCUUUGUCCGCAUUUCUGUUCGUCGUGUCGUGUUGUGGUGUUUACGCGACUCUGACAGCCAACCGCUCCGUUUGUUAUUGUUUCUCCGCGGUCUGAGGACCGACCACAUCGCGUCCCGAUGGAGGAAAAUGACAACAUGGACUAUUUUUACCAGCAGGUUUUGCAGAAGGACGUGACCCGGCGGCUGCAGGUCGGGCCGGAGCUCAUCGACUACCUGAGCGACCCGCAGCGAUCCCUGGACGUGGAGCAGGACAAACCCCGGCUGGAUAAAACCAUCGACGAGCUAACGGGAUGGGUCAAUUCCAGCAAUUUCAAGGUUGCAUUGCUGGGGAUCGAUAUCGUCAGCGCAUUCGUGGAUCGGAUGAAAGAACGCUUCAGAGGUUAUAUCGGCACAGUUGUGCCUGCUUUAGUUGACCGUCUGGGAGAUGCGAAGGAUCAGGUUCGAGAUCAGGCACAAGGGCUCAUUUUGAAGCUGAUGGAGCAGACGGCAACACCCAUGUAUGUUUGGGAGAGGCUGUUCCCUGGCUUCAAACACAAAAACUUCCGCAGUAGAGAGGGACUCUGCUUUUGCUUGGUGUCCACACUAAACGCAUACGGUGCUCAGCCUUUGAGUUUGAGUAAAUUUGUUCCACAUCUCUGUUCGCUAACAGGAGACCAAAACCCCCAGGUACGGGAGGCAGCUAUAACAGCUCUAGUAGAGGUGUAUCGGCAUGUUGGAGAGCGAGUAAGAGCAGACCUCAUCAAAAGAGAUCUCCCAUCUGCACGCUUGCAGACCAUCCUCAGCCGUUUUGAUGAAGUGCUGAAUUCGGGCAACAUGGCUCUCAGCCUGAGUCAAGAUCGUAGUUUCGACGAUGAUGACUCUGUGGAUGGAAGCAGGCCGUCAUCGGCUCAGGCGGCGUUUAAAGUGCCCAAAGUACCCAAGAAACCUGCAGAAUCUGCCAGCAGUUCCAGACGACCCAGUGCCACUGGAGCUGCCAAAUCAGGAGCUUCUAAAGAGGGUGCAGGAGCCGUGGACGAGGAGGAUUUCAUCAAAGCAUUCACAGACGUGCCCACAGUUCAGAUCUACUCCACACGGGACCUGGAGGAUAACCUGAACAAGAUCCGUGAGGUUCUGUCUGACGAUAAACACGACUGGGACCACAGAGCAAAUGCACUGAAGAAAAUCCGAUCUCUGCUGGUUGCCGGAGCAACAGACUAUGAUUGUUUCUACCAGCACCUGCGCCUGUUGGAUGGCGCAUUCAAGCUGUCGGCAAAAGACCUGCGUUCCCAGGUGGUGCGGGAGGCUUGCAUCACAGUGGCAUAUCUUUCCACGUUAUUGGGGAAUAAGUUUGAUCACGGAGCCGAGGGCAUCGUUCCAGUGCUUUUCAACCUCAUCCCGAACUGUGCCAAAGUGAUGGCCACAUCUGGCACAGCAGCCAUUCGCAUCAUCAUCCGGCACACUCAUGUCCCGCGUCUAAUUCCUCUCAUCGCUAGUAACUGCACAUCGAAAUCUGUGGCCGUCCGGAGGCGCUGUUAUGAGUUCUUGGAUCUUCUGCUGCAGGAAUGGCAGACUCACUCUCUAGAGAGGCAUGCAGCCGUGCUGGUGGAGAGUAUUAAGAAGGGAAUCAGAGAUGCCGACGCAGAGGCUCGAGUGGAGGCCAGAAAGGCGUACUGGGGGUUGCGGGCUCGUUUCCCCGGAGAGGCGGAGUCUCUGUAUAACUCAUUAGAAUCGUCCUAUCAGAGGACACUUCAGUCGUGUUUAAAGAGCUCGGGCAGUGUGGCAUCACUCCCGCAGUCAGACCGCUCGUCCUCCAGCUCGCAAGAAAGCCUUAACCGGCCGCUGUCAAAGUGGUCAGCUGCUCCUGGCAGAGUGCCUGCGAGUUCAAAAUCUUCAGGAUCUCCAGGCUCGCUGCAGCGCUCCCGCAGUGAUGUGGAUGUUAACGCAGCCGCCGGGGCAAAAGCCAGACACAGCGGACAGGCUGGAGGAGCCGGCAGAGUCACCACAGGCAUGACCCCCGGAUCAUACGCUUCACUCGAUGAUGCCUCUGAUAAGGAUGGGCGGCUCCGGACUAAGCAGACUUUAUCCACAGCUUCCGGUGUGGGAAGCAGUCAGGUGGACUCGAGAGGCCGGACAAGAUCAAAGAUGGCGUCCCAGUCACAACGUUCCGACGAUUCUGAUUGCACGCCAGGAUCACAGUCUGCUACCCCUGUUGGUGCGGGUUCUCGGUCAGGAUCCCCAGGCCGAGUUUUGACCAGCACGGCUCUGAGCACGCUCAGUACAGGAGCUCAGCGUGUGAGUGCAGCUCCAGGCUCUCACCGCCGCAGCCGCAUCCCGCGCAGUCAAGGCUGCAGUCGAGACUCCAGCCCCACACGCCUGUCUGUUGCGCCUUCAAACAUCAGCCACAUCUACAACGGAUCAAAAGGAGCGAGGGGUAGUCGUAUACCACGGCCUAGUGUGAGUCAGGGCUGCAGUCGCGAGGCCAGCCGAGAGAGCAGCAGAGACACCAGCCCUGUGCGCUCCUUCACGCCGCUCGCAUCCCGACAUUAUUCGCGCUCAACUGGUGCUCUUCAUGCCCCAGAUGCCUUCGGGGCAGCAGGUUCUGGGUUGGGUAUGUCUCAGUCCAGUCGUCUGUCAUCUUCAGUUAGUGCCAUGAGAGUCUUGAACACCGGCUCAGACGUGGAGGAAGCCCUGGCAGAUGCUCUGCUGUUAGGAGAUAUGCGGAGCAAGAAGAAACCUGCUCGGCGGCGGUACGACACGUAUGGGAUGUAUUCGGAUGAUGAUGCUAAUAGCGACGCCUCUAGCGCGUGUUCUGAGCGCUCGUACAGCUCCAGAAAUGGCAGCAUCCCGACGUAUAUGCGGCAGACGGAAGACGUGGCUGAAGUGCUCAAUCGAUGUGCCUCCGCCAAUUGGUCUGAGAGGAAAGAGGGGCUGAUGGGAUUGCAGGCGUUGCUGAAAAACCAUCGAACUCUGAGUCGUGUUGAGCUGAAGAGGCUGUGCGAAAUCUUCACAAGGAUGUUUGCAGACCCACACAGCAAGCGUGAUCCCAGAGGCUUCGGCACGGUAGAAUCCGGUAUCAGUUCUGCCUCGUUUAAGGUGUUCAGCAUGUUUCUGGAGACGCUGGUGGACUUCAUUGCUGUUCAUAAAGAGGAUCUGCAGGACUGGCUCUUCGUGCUCCUCACGCAGCUGCUAAAGAAAAUGGGAGCGGACCUGCUCGGCUCAGUACAAGCCAAAGUACAGAAAGCCCUGGACGUCACAAGAGAAUCCUUCCCCAAUGAUCUGCAGUUCACUAUCCUCAUGAGAUUCACAGUUGACCAAACACAGACGCCAAACUUAAAGGUGAAGGUGGCCAUUUUGAAGUACAUUGAAACACUGACGCUACAAAUGGAGCCGCAGGAUUUCGUCAACACGGGCGAAACCAGACUGGCAGUGUCGCGUAUCAUUACGUGGACCACCGAACCCAAGAGCUCAGACGUCAGAAAGGCGGCGCAGUCGGUGUUGAUCUCGCUGUUCCAGCUGAACACGCCGGAGUUCACAAUGCUUCUCGGUGCACUUCCUAAAACCUUUCAGGACGGAGCCACUAAAUUAUUGCAGAACCACCUGCGAAACACAGGCAACACAGCGCAGGCGUCAAUUGGAAGUCCACUCACCCGGCACACACCAAGAUCACCAGCCAGUUGGUCCAGUCCUUUAACCUCCCCCACUAACACAUCCCAAAACACACCUUCACCAAGUGCAUUUGAUUACGAUACAGAGAACAUGAACUCUGAGGAGAUCUACAGCUCUCUGAGAGGAGUCAGUCAGGCGAUCCAGAACUUCAGCGUCCGAAGUCAGGAGGACAUGACGGAGCCUCCACGGAAAAGAGAAGGAGACGGCGGAGAAGAGGUACGAAAGACAAAUCAAACUGUUGACUCUGGCCGGACGGCGCUGGAUAAUAAGACCUCUCUGCUGAACACUAUGCCCCUCCUCUCGUCGAGUCCCCGCCCAUCAAAAGAUUACCAGCCAGUCAAUUACUCUGACUCCUCCUUCAGCUCCUCCCCUUUUAAUAAAAGCCUGAAAGAUCCAGACCAAGAGGAGUCCCUCACUGACGACAGCGGUGUGGAUCAGUCUGAGGUGGUGGCUGAGCUCUUGAAGGAGCUGUCCAAUCACAGCGAGCGCGUGGAGGAGAGGAAAGCAGCGCUGUGUGAACUAAUGCGGCUGAUCAGAGAAACACAGCUGCAUGUUUGGGACGAGCACUUCAAAACCAUCCUCCUGCUGCUACUGGAAACACUCGGAGAUGGAGAGCAUGUCAUUCGGGCAUUAGCCCUGCGGGUGCUAAAGGAAAUCCUCAACAGGCAGCCGUGGCGCUUUAAAAACUAUGCAGAGCUCACUAUUAUGAAGGCUCUGGAAGCACAUAAAGAUCCACAUAAAGAGGUGGUGCGGGCUGCAGAGGAGGCGGCGUCCAUGUUGGCCACCUCGAUAAGUCCUGACCAGUGUAUAAAAGUGUUGUGUCCUAUCAUCCAGUCAGCGGACUAUCCCAUCAACCUCGCUGCCAUCAAGAUGCUCACCAAAGUCAUCGACCGUCUUCCCAAAGAGGGUCUUAUUCAGAUGCUCCCAGAGAUCGUCCCCGGCCUCAUUCAGGGUUAUGAUAACUCUGAGAGCAGUGUACGAAAGGCCUGUGUAUUUUGCCUUGUGGCCAUCUAUGCCGUCAUUGGAGAGGAUCUGAAACCCCACCUCAGCCAGCUGUCCGGCAGCAAGCUGAAACUGUUGAAUCUGUACAUAAAGCGAGCUCAGAGCGGCUCCAGCUGCAGUGACCAGUCUUCAGAUGUGGGAGGGCAGGGCCUGUAACCGCUCCAUCCUCAACUACAGCACCCCGGCCAGCUUUUUAACUCACAUGCAAACACCAACAUACACACACACCUGCGCUUUCCCACAGAAACACACACCACCGCAUGCAGCCUCCUGCGACUCUGAGACUCUGCUUCACGGUGAGAACAUCACGAGAAGAGCGCAAAAUCCAGCGGAGAGAGUCCUGGUGUGAUUCUGUGCAACGCGGAGAUCAUUCUUUUUAUCGAACGAUGAUUUUUAAGAUGAAGUACGAAACUUCCUGGUGCGAGCGACGUGUCGUUAACGUUCCUAAUCGAUUAUUAACGGUCAUAUCAGUUCAUAACAGUGAGCGGUUGGUCCAGCUUGCUCUAUUAUAAGGCAUACUUCGCUUGGCUAUAUGCAUGUCACGAAAAUAAAACCCAACCUUUUUAUCUGGUCGCCUACCUGGAAGCGUUGGUCGCCCCCAAGAGGCCACAUGUGAGACCACACACCCCACAUAGGCAAUAUGUAUCUAUGUAUACCUUAACAACGAGGAAUAUUUAAGAAGGUCUUGUGACGUCCUGAAGGCGUGUGGAUUCUUUUAAGUAGCAUAGUGUCAUUCUUCUCUGAUGGGGAAUUUGUAGAAAUGUAUUUACGCAUCUAAAUGCCGCAAAUGUCGUGUCACUUCCUUCCUGUAGGUGUCGCUCUUUCUCCCCCCGUGAGGAAGCUCUGUUUCUUCCCGCUGCAUUUCUAGAACUGUGCUAACGAUGAAAUUAAAAUAAAGAAAAUGUACAGUAAUGAACCGA
Danio aesculapii is the source of this 6083-nucleotide messenger RNA. It is a transcript of the gene clasp2, whose product is annotated as cytoplasmic linker associated protein 2. The coding region runs from base 634 to 5319 and encodes 1561 amino acids. Lineage: Eukaryota; Metazoa; Chordata; Actinopteri; Cypriniformes; Danionidae. Gene Ontology annotation, cellular component: mitotic spindle; spindle microtubule; microtubule organizing center. Gene Ontology annotation, biological process: mitotic spindle assembly. The record is from RefSeq and is a predicted model, not a curated record. The transcript is spliced from 43 exons. Gene Ontology annotation, molecular function: microtubule binding.